Messenger RNA from Serendipita indica DSM 11827, 921 nucleotides. The record is from the annotation of a GenBank genome assembly. Lineage: Eukaryota; Fungi; Basidiomycota; Agaricomycetes; Sebacinales; Serendipitaceae.
AUGGACGAGCUCAAGCGAGUGGACACGUAUUCGCUCAUUUUGGGAUCGGUCCUGUUGGCAUGUGUGCUCGUUGCAGGUGAAACCAGUCGUCUUGAGAUUGUCGAUAGUCGGAGAGCAAAGUCUGGAUCCAUCGUCCUCCUCGUUGGUCCCUCUGACGGUGGCAAAACGGCAAUCUUUUCUUCUCUCGUCUACAACCACGCACCUCCAACGCACACUUCACUCCAACAAAACGUCGCUUUCUUCCGCUCUCCCUCGCCGUUUCACAGGAAACCCUUGCAGGUUGUCGAUAUUCCUGGACACCCGCGUAUCCGGGGUCAGUUUACCGAUUUCUUCCAAGAAAAUGGCAAGUCGAAGAACAUUGGAGGCGUCAAGGCUGUCAUUUUCGUCUGUGAUGCCGCAGCCUUGACGCGCAACGCCAGCACAGUGGCCGAGCACCUGCAUCUUGUCAUGCAUGCCAUCUCGAACCUCCCACCCUCAGCGACGCCACCACCUCUUCUCGUCUUUGCCAACAAAGCCGACGUGCUGACGUCGGCAUCAAAAUCGAAAACUCCCAACACUGCGCUUGCCGUCACACGCACGACGACCAUUCUUGAGCGGGAGCUUGAGAAACGACGACUCAACUCGAUCAAAUCCAACACUGCCGUACUCGGCGAACUGGGAGAUGAGGGUGGAGAGGACGAUACUGUUGGUGGACUGGACGUGACUGAGGGGGACGCGUUUACGUUUGACAAGUGGGAUGGUGGUGUGGUGACGAUUCGCAGUGGAUGGGUCGACAUCCAGAGACCUCGAAAGGCACAUGGUGGACAUGAUACCGCCAGCGAAGACGACGAGCCCAAGGAAAAGGAUACCGUGGUGGAUCCUACUGUCCCCAAAAAGGAUGGACUUGCCGAGCUCGUCGAUUGGAUAGCGACUCUCCGAUAG